Molecule: messenger RNA, 1686 nt
Organism: Adineta ricciae
Lineage: Eukaryota; Metazoa; Rotifera; Eurotatoria; Adinetida; Adinetidae
Source: the annotation of a GenBank genome assembly
AUGGCGUCACGUUUUCUUGAUUUAGAACGGAAAACUUUAAUUGUCCAAUUUGUCUCUGUUGAACCAUUGAAAUUUCAUUCAACAGCCGAUGGCACUGAUCUUGUUCAAGACAUUCUUCGAUCGCAACUAUCGCGAUCGGACGAAGACAUCUUCGGUCAAGACGGCGCUUUGUCCAUUGAUGAACAAGGAGAAUUUCUCACAUUCGAACCGCACGAUCCAAAAAACCGAACAUUACAUUUACCAGUUGAACAUUUAGCGUAUUGUGGUGCAUUGAGACGGAUGUUAUACGAUAAAUCUGAUCAACGCAAUCCUGAUCAAAUUCAACGACGAGAGUUUGAAAAUGUCGAUUUAGCUAAUCGAUUUGCACAAUAUAUCACAGGUCCGCCGAUAUUUGUCGCUGUUUUCCAUGGAUUUGAUAAUUCACUAUGUUACACAUUUCUCACGCAAAGUUCCGAUGAUGCUUGUCUCUUAGUAAUGAAAUUGAUGCGUGCUUUUAAAUUACACGAACAACAACUGGAACAGCAAGGACAAGUCAAUCAAGGUUCUCCUUCAUUUCCUUUACUUCACGGUAGUGGUAGGUCGUCAUCGUCGAUUGACAUUCAACGAAACAGCCCUUUAGUUCAACCAACACAACCAUUACCAACUUCACAAACAAAUUCAUACAUUCAAGAUCCAGGACAUGACGAACUAGUUCAACGACUGUUAGCAAAUCCGAAUUUACAACUUAUCAGUCCACCAUUACAAUUUGGUUCUCUGCGACUUAAUGAUAUAUCAAUGAAUACAUCAAUGAAUCAACGCUCAUCUCCUAUUACAGUUAAUAAAAGUGCCAGUUAUCAUAAUGAUAUUCCAUUGGCGGAUCGGUCUUCACCACAGUUUAUGCGCCCGCCUUCUCCACCUAUUUUUGGACUCUCCGGAACAAAUAGUGCUCAUGACUUAUCAAUGAGUGGAAAUAAUCCACAAGUAAUUUAUAAGCCCAAUAAUCAAGAAGUUGUUUAUAAACAAAAUAUCAUGGUGCGCUGGUUGCAACCUCCAACUCCACCGCCUCCGGCACCAAUUAUUAUUCGAGAAAUUCAAGCACCAGUUGAACCUGAUCCUCCUAUCGUCUGUCGACAACUACCUCGGUGUCCACCGACACCACCUCCCAUCAUCGUUCGAGAAAAACCACCGCCAUGUCCACCCUGUGGCCAACCAUUAAUUAUAGAAAAACGCAUUCCAUCCGUCACACUUCCUCGACAAGUCAUUGUUGAACGCUAUCCUGCGCCACCUGCAAGACCCCCUACUAUAAUAUAUGAAAAAUAUCUUCCAUCUGCUCCACCGGGACCACGUCAAGUCAUCGUCAGACGUGAGAUAUGUCAACCUGGCGCAUAUCCAGUCAUUCGACAACAAGUUCCAGGACGUCAUCUUGUUCGAGAAAUCGUUCGACAAAUUCCUCAACCAGCACCCAUUGCUCAGCCAGCGUUAGUCUGUGUUCCACAACAACAGCAGCAAAUUAUCAACCAGCCGCAAGCUAUGCAACAAUUAGUGCCGGUUUUCGCAACGCGACAACAUGUCGUUCAGCCAAAAGGUGUUCGUGUUAUUCGACAAGUUAUUGGCCCAGCACAAGGUUCAAUCCAACAGCCUCAGCAAGUCUUCUCUCCCAAUGGUCCAACUCUGAUCCAAGCAGUGCCGAACGGCUUAAUCCAAUAA